This is a messenger RNA of Zea mays, 1376 nucleotides long. RefSeq lists its product as uncharacterized. The coding region runs from base 511 to 942 and encodes 143 amino acids. The transcript has a single exon. Lineage: Eukaryota; Viridiplantae; Streptophyta; Magnoliopsida; Poales; Poaceae. The record is from RefSeq and is a predicted model, not a curated record.
UAUGAGUAAUGGCCAGUCCCAAACAGUGGUUUUCCUUAAAAUCUAUGGUCAAAGUGAGCUAGAGCACCAUAGCAGCCACCAGCCAGUAGCAGGCUGCAAGUUCUGUGCAUGCCAGUUCUCCGUCCUCUCGUGCGCUCAUCAGUGAGGAGUAGGACUGAGGACUGCUGCGGUUAGCUAGCCGGCCGGCCGGGCUCGCUGCAGGCCUGCCAUUACUACGUUUGCCAUUACUACGACUCCAGACUGGAAGGAACCGAGCCGCGCGCGCGCGCGCUGUUAAAACUCAUGAGAGCAGGCUCGCGCUCGGCUACUCCUACAACUCUUUCCGUCCACGAAUACUGCUCCCGUUUGUUUCACCACCUCACCUCAGUCCUCAGCGCGCUCAGCUACACUUGAGCGCAGCGUCUCUCCCUCCCGCGCCGUCUCGUCUCCUCGUGCUGUCGUGCCCGUGCGGCAGCCAGGCCAAGAGCGUCAGCCCCAUUCGCCCGUGAGGCCGUGACGCAAUCGAGCCCCAUGAGGCGGCGACGGUGGGCACGCGCCGCCGCCGCAGCGGUGCUGUCGUGCUUCGCCAUCGCCGUCGUGCUGCAGCUCGCCGUCGCCGAGUGCAGGACGCAGUCGAGGCGCGCGCGCGGUGACGACGGCCACGCCCACGCGCGCCCUCGCACUCACAGCGGGAGUGGGCUGCCGCCGUCGACGGGUGCAACGGCGACGACCGUGCACCACCAGCACCGUGCUGUGCCCACGGCGGCUGCUGCCGACGCGUUAGUCCGCUUCGACGCCGUCGUGGGCGCCUCCCGGUGUAAGAGCGGCAGGCGGAAAGCAGCGAGCGGCGGCGCUACUGCUGCUGGUGGUCGUGGUCGUGAUCGUGGUCGUGGUGCAUGCGCCGACGACGACGAUGACAAGCGGCGCAUACCGACGGGGCCUAACCCUCUGCACAACAGAUAGCUAGCUGAUCGUGCAUGCAGCCCAGCAAGAUCCAUCAAUCCUAUAAGACGAGAGGAGCAAGCAACGAGAAAUGCAAUGCAAGCCAAGCCACCAGAGUUCAGGGCUUUCUUGGUACUUACGAGCGAGCUCAUCAUCAUCUCCUACCACCCUCUGUUCUGUUCUGUUCACCACGGACAUGGACCAGAAGACACGAUAGCGAUCGGCAGUAGUGGUUGAGCUUCAGGAGUUGCGAAAACUCUCUGGACGCUGUCGUCCAUUAAUUUCCUCCUCUUCUUUUUUUUGUUCUUCCCGAGCUUUUCGUCUGCCAGCACCGGGUGUAUAUUCUUCCUAGCUAGCUGCGCUGCGCCUCUCUUGUUCAGUUGUUCUGUCAGAAGCAAAGCAAAAGAAUCGUUGCGCUCUCUCCCAGCUUUCCUCCGCUGGGCGCUUGUUCCCAU